This is a messenger RNA of Bicyclus anynana (squinting bush brown), 1722 nucleotides long. RefSeq lists its product as uncharacterized. NCBI's taxonomy places the organism in Eukaryota, Metazoa, Arthropoda, Insecta, Lepidoptera, Nymphalidae. The record is from RefSeq and is a predicted model, not a curated record. Gene Ontology annotation, molecular function: FAD binding; iron ion binding; oxidoreductase activity. The coding region runs from base 1 to 1722 and encodes 573 amino acids. The transcript is spliced from 6 exons.
AUGAAACAAAUCGAGAGGGCCUUGGGCAGCAACAUCUGCAGGUGUACGGGAUACAGACCAAUUCUGCAGACCUUCAAAAAAUAUGCCGUGGACGCACCGAACCCUAAAACCUUGGCAAUAGAAGAGCUGAGCAUUUCUGGUAAUUCUGGCUGUUGCUCGACGAAAUCGGGUUGUUGUUCGAGCAAGAAAACUGAAUGUUGCUCGAGCAAGAAGUCUGAUUGUUCCUCAAAGGAGACGCAAGACUCGAAGAAGAAGUCUAGUAUAAAUGACUGGUGCAUGGUCUCGAAGAACGAAGCGCAAGGCAAACUUCUGCACAUCAAACUAAAGGAUAACACAGAGUGGUAUAGGCCGACCUAUUUGAAGGAGGUGUUUGAAAUAUUCGCGGAACAAGGCACGGAGUCUUACAUGUUGGUAGCGGGGAACACUGAAAAAGGCGUAUCUCCUAGAUUGACAUACCCCAAGUGUAUGAUUGACAUCACCGGCAUAGAGGAGUUGAGGAACUGGUACGUGGACCAGAACCUGGUGAUAGGCGCGACCUGCUCCAUGGCAGAGAUGAUCAAGAGGUGGGAAGAAGUCAAAGGGAACGAAGGCUUCAGCUAUCUGGAAGAAUUCAUUAUGCAUAUGGAUGAAGUGGCUCAUGUGUCGGUUAGAAAUAUAAUGCCGCGCUCUCAGAGCGUGCACGCGCUCGUCAACGCCGGCUUCUGCUUCAAAGUGGACGAGAACAACGUCAUCCGAGAGAGCAGGAUCACCAUCGGCGCCCUCUCCCAUCACUUCACUCGCGCUCACAAGACCGAGAGGUAUCUGGUCGGCAAGAAUCUGUACGAGAACGAAACUCUGCAAGGAGGCUUAGAGUCACUCAAGGAAGAAAUGGUAAUCGUGGAGGACUUGAACGAGCCAUCCGUGGAAUACCGUCGCAUAUUGGCUUUGGGUCUCUUUUACAAGUGUUUCCUGUCCCUGUGUCCGCAAGAGAAGGUCAACAGCUACUACCGCUCCGGAGCCGUGAAGCACCGCGAGACGAGGCCGGUGUCCGAGGCGCACCAGAUCUACGACACCAACCCGAGCUUGUGGCCAAUAACCAAGCCUCUCCCUAAAAACGACGGACUACUGCAAUGUUCUGGUGAAGCUCAGUACACCGACGACAUUCCGUUGAUGCCGAAUGAACUGUUUGCCGCGUUUGUCCUAGCUCAAGUUCCUCUUGGAACUAUUGAACACAUUGAUACUACAAAAGCAAUGGCCUAUGAAGGAGUAGUAGCAUUCUUUUCAGCAAAAGAUAUACCUGGAAACAAUUCUUUCAUACCAGCACCUAACUCAUACAACCUUGCCGAUGAAGAAUUGUUUUGCGGUGGUGAAGUGAAGUACUUCAAUCAACCCAUUGGUAUGGUUGUUUGCAAAACACAAGCCAUAGCUAACUACGCUGCCACGCUCGUUGAAGUAACUUACACAAAUGUGAGAAAACCAGUCAUCGACAUAAAUGAAGCCAUAAAGGAUCCGAAUCGAGUGAGCGUUUUCCAGUCUGUAAAGGCAAAAUCUAAAGGAGAUGAUGUUUACAAAGUGAUUAAAGGAAAUAAUACCAUUUAUGGGCAGUACCAUUGGACUAUGGAGACCAACGUUUGCGUGGUGCGUCCCAACGAAGAAGGGUUGGAAGUGCACGCUGCUACGCAGUGGCUGGAUUUGGCGCAUCAAGGAAUUUGCAGGGCUCUGAAGCUUGACCAGAACAAGUAA